Messenger RNA from Clupea harengus (Atlantic herring), 2557 nucleotides. It is a transcript of the gene kctd2, whose product is annotated as potassium channel tetramerization domain containing 2. The record is from RefSeq and is a predicted model, not a curated record. Gene Ontology annotation, cellular component: Cul3-RING ubiquitin ligase complex; cytoplasm. Gene Ontology annotation, molecular function: cullin family protein binding. Lineage: Eukaryota; Metazoa; Chordata; Actinopteri; Clupeiformes; Clupeidae. Gene Ontology annotation, biological process: proteasome-mediated ubiquitin-dependent protein catabolic process; protein homooligomerization.
AAUGAUCACAAGCGUUCUUCUUCCCGUAAUGUUUAUGGCCAUAUAUAGGUCGUUUGAAUAAAUAAGAGAGAUUAAUUUAGUCUUUGAAAGGGUUAUAAGCAAUGUCGCUUCGUACUUAUGGUAUUUGCAUACCUCAAAUUCGGCCCUGUUCAUGCUUUUUGGUCCAAAUCUAAUCUGAUGCGUGCAGCAACGCCCCACGGACUGCCACCUUGUAAAGGAAACGACAACCAGUUAGCUAGCCUCUGUUUACAGUUUUGUGGAAGAGAAUAAUUCGUGUCCUGCCGUGCGAAACUGUGACUUUUUGUAUCGCAGCAGUAUGGCGGAGUUACACGUUGUGGAGCCAAGUGGGACUGGCAUCUUAGAACAACCAGAACACCGUGAAAUUCGUGGUUCGGUAAGGCUUCCCUCGCCCACUCUCGUGAUUCCCCCUCGGAGCGGCAUGUCCAGUCCAGGGGUGUCUAGUUCCAGACCAGUGUUUGGGUUCCCCAUGAAGAGUAGCCCUGCAUCCCCGUCAGAUCAGUCAGAGAAACCGGGGUCUCGAUGGGUCAGGCUCAAUGUCGGUGGGACCUACUUUGUCACUACAAAACAGACAUUGUGUAGAGAACCCAAAUCGUUCCUAUCUCGAUUAUGCCAAGACGAUCCAGAUUUGGACUCUGACAAGGAUGAGACUGGAGCCUACCUAAUAGACAGGGACCCAACAUACUUUGGCCCCAUCUUGAAUUACUUGCGGCACGGAAAGCUGAUCAUCAACAAGAACCUGGCCGAGGAAGGUGUGCUGGAGGAGGCCGAGUUCUACAACAUUGCAUCCCUGGUGAGACUGGUCAAGGAGAGGAUACGAGAUAACGAGAACAGGACGUCGCAGGGCCCUGUCAAGCAUGUCUACAGGGUGCUGCAGUGUCAAGAGGAGGAGCUGACUCAGAUGGUCUCCACCAUGUCAGACGGCUGGAAGUUUGAACAGCUCAUAAGCAUCGGCUCGUCCUACAACUAUGGCAACGAGGACCAGGCCGAGUUCCUGUGUGUGGUGUCACGCGAACUCAACAACUCUACCAAUGGCAUUGUCAUCGAGCCCACUGAAAAGGCUAAGAUUCUCCAAGAGAGGGGCUCUCGGAUGUGAGAAGUGACCCGUAUGCGCCUGACCCCAUUCCCCCGCUCUCUACCCUCUCUGCCAUCACAUCGCCCCCUGGUGGGCCAUGAGUUCACCCUGCCUCCAUGCAUGCACUAACGUCUUCUCUACACCCCUUCCCUUCCCUCCCCCAUACACAUAUACUUACAAAUACACACACACACACAAACACACAUAUAUAUAUACACACACCACGACCACGUUCACCCCCUUGUGCCUUUCCGUGGCGGGCCUGAGCUACGCCCCCCUCUCUGCAGUGCUGCAACAUCUGCUCUCAUCACCUACCACCACCAUCAGCACUAAACACCAUUGAGUGCACACACACACACACACACACACACACACACAUACACAUACACAUACGCACAAACACACACGCAUAUGCAUUCACAGGCAGAGAUCCUCCUCACACACACACACACACACACACAGACAAAGGCAAAGGCUGAUCUGUGAGUGACACCUAGCUAAAUCCGUCUCGGUUAGAGUAAUGUAGAGAAAUCCGUUUCCAGUGCAAAGGUCACGUAUCGCCUGUAUCACAUGCUAGACAGCCUCACUCACAGCAGGCAUGGCGAAGUGGAUACAACUGACAUUUUACCACCACUUACUCUGGUGAUGAGUGUGGCCAUGUGUGUGUCUGAGUGAGCUUGUACAUGUGUGUUAACAUAGUGAGUGCCCCUCACCUCCUUAAACUGUCAAUCUCAACUCCUCCACUGCCACUCCUUCUCCUCCCUCCCCUCCCCACCCCCCUCCUCCUCCACCAACAUUACGUCCUCCUGAGGACUGGCGCGGACACGGAUGACCGACUGCCCCACACACUGGCAAACACACAGCAGUCUGUAACGCAGACAAAGGCUUCGAGGGACUUUUACUUCUUUACUUCGCCCUGGAAAAAGAAAUCCACCAAGGAGGAGAUGUCUUCUUGUCGGGCCCCUCCUUGUGCUGCUGGACACUCGUCAAUGUCAACAAUGAAAAGAGCGAGCGAGCGAAAGAAAGAAAAAGAAGUGUCUCAUGUUUCUACUUCACUCAGGUCAGCAUCUGUCUCCAGUGACGACGUUGUUCGCUAAACCACAUCACCCCCGGACAUUUCAGUACGGCACUGAGUGAAUCACAUGGAAACAACCGGAAAAAAACUAAAAUAUGUGCAAUUGUGAGGCAUGUGAGAUUUAUUAUUAUAAAAAAGUGGAUUGAUAUUAUUAAUAAUAACGCAUAAAUAUACAUACAUUGUAAAAGAUUGAAUGCAACGUAACUGUUGAUAUCUGUACCAUAGUGGACAUAUUAAUGUGUAUCAAAAUGAGUUAUUCUAUGUAUAGUGGGAGAACAGUCAGCGUAUCCCCGCACACCCCACCCAGUUACCCAUGAAGGUGUGAGUUUGUCUUUGUGUCUCUUGUCAACACAUUCUGGGACAAAUAAGCUUCUCUGUGUUACUUCUCA